CAAUCUCCAUUUAAAGCUUUCAUAGCAUCAAUACAUUUAAUUUCAUUCAUUCAUCUGUCUCCUUACACCUCUACUCUACUACCAGAUCCUUCCUCUUUUUGGCUCAUCCUAACCACAAACCUCUCAGCUUAUUUAGCAGCAUCCCAUUUUACCUUACUGACAUUAAAUCAAUCAUUAAAAAAGUAAAAGAAAAUAAAGGGGGCUCUUUAAUACAGUACUGUUCAUUUGCUUUUGCUCUAUUAUAUUCAUUUUUGCAACCCCAAAUCUUUUAAAGAAAGUAUAGUACCAAUCAAGAUUCAAGAAUGGACCACUUGAGAAGCAAAGCUCCACCAUUUGCCACUGUUUUCUUGCUCUUUCUCACUCUUUCAUGGGUUUCUCAGAACACUUACGGACAACAAAAACAACCCAUUAAAACAGUUGUUGUGUUGGUGUUGGAAAACAGAUCUUUUGAUCACUUGCUUGGAUGGAUGAAGAAAUCAGUGAAUCCGCAUAUUAAUGGUGUCAGUGGCAAAGAGUGCAAUCCAAUGUCAACUAAAGCCCAACUUACUGAAACAAUAUGCUUCACUGAUGAUGCUCAGUAUGUGGAUCCAGACCCUGGUCACUCCUUUGAAGCCGUGGAGCAACAGGUAUUUGGUUCAGGGUCCAUUCCUUCAAUGUCUGGCUUUGUUGAACAAGCACUCAGUAUGUCUCCAAACCUAUCAAGAACAGUCAUGAGAGGAUUUAAGCCCGAAAACGUCCCAAUUUACGCGACAUUAGUUCGUGAAUUUGCAGUAUUUGAUAGAUGGUUCUGUUCAAUUCCUGGUCCAACUCAACCAAACAGGUUAUUUCUCUACUCUGCCACUUCUCAUGGUUCCACUAGCCAUGUAAAGAAGCAGCUUGCUACAGGAUAUCCACAAAAAACCAUAUUCGAUUCACUUCACGAAAAUGGAAUUGAUUUUGGUAUAUAUCACCAGACAUUACCAGCAACUUUGUUCUUCAGAAAUCUGAGGAUGUUGAAGUAUAUGUUUAAGUACCAUUCAUAUGAUUUGAAGUUCAAGAAAGAUGCCAAAAAUGGGAAUUUACCGAAUUUGACAGUAAUUGAGCCAAGGUAUUUUGAUAUUACUGGUUAUCCAGCAAAUGAUGAUCAUCCAUCACAUGAUGUUGCUAAUGGGCAGAAAUUAGUAAAGGAGGUUUAUGAGACAUUAAAAAGUAGUCCACAGUGGAAUGAGACACUUUUUAUUAUUACAUAUGAUGAACAUGGGGGAUUCUAUGAUCAUGUCCGAACUCCUUAUGGUGAUGUUCCAAACCCAGAUGGAAAUACUGGACCUGCACCUAAUUUCUUUAAGUUUGAUAGGCUUGGCGUUCGUGUACCAACCAUUAUGGUCUCCCCUUGGAUCAAGAAAGGAACUGUGAUAAGCAAACCGAAGGGACCAAAACCAAAUUCAGAGUUCGAGCACUCAUCAAUUCCUGCAACAAUAAAGAAGAUAUUCAAUCUCACAUCCAGCUUUUUAACUCAUAGAGAUGCUUGGGCUGGCACUUUUGAGCAGGUUGUAGGUCAAUUGUCAUCUCCAAGGUCUGAUUGCCCUGGUAAGAAAUAACUAUUUUAUUGACUAUA
Messenger RNA from Nicotiana tabacum (common tobacco), 1594 nucleotides. NCBI's taxonomy places the organism in Eukaryota, Viridiplantae, Streptophyta, Magnoliopsida, Solanales, Solanaceae. The record is from RefSeq and is a predicted model, not a curated record.